CCUGUGUUGUUCCUGCCAUGACACAUCACACAGCCUCCUGUCUUAUAUUCUUAUUCCUUCUUGGUUUAUUUAAACAGAUGCAGCCUCACAUUUUUCUGUGAACUCUUCCUUUAACACCAUCACUGUGUUUCCCCUUUAAAAUCAGCCUGCUCUUUGUCCUGAGGCAUCAGGACUCAUGUGUCCCCACCUUGGAUGCCCCUGUUGUCCAGCAGAGCAUGAAUAACCCACCCCACGUCCCGGACAGCGCCCCCUGCAGGGACACCCGCCCCCCGCCCGGAGACUAUUUACCCAUCCCGUGACGUCACGGGGCCAGUUUCCCAGGAUUGCUGCGGGAAUCGGAGGCUGCAGGGCGGGGAGAGCGUGGCCCAGGCUGCCGGAGCGGACACCGAUCAUCUGGAGACACCCGGCGCGGCUGUGGCUGUGGACGUGCGCCUUUUUUAUUCAGGGAUUUACUUUAAAAGAUACAACACAAUUCACCCCCCCCACCCCACACAAAACAACGCGAGGAGACCCGGGAGUUAACACCCAGACGAGAGCCUUCAGAGCGGUGCGAUGGAGGAUGGGAAGCCGGUGUGGGCGCCCCACCCAACGGACGGGUUCCAGCUGGGGACCAUAGUGGACAUCGGAGCCGACAGCCUCACCAUCGAACCUCUCAAACAGAGGGGAAAGACAUUUUUGGCUCCCAUCAACCAGGUCUUCCCUGCAGAGGACGAUGUCAACAAACACGUGGAGGAUAACUGUUCUUUGAUGUACUUGAACGAAGCCACUCUGCUCAACAACGUUCGUGUGAGAUACAGCAAAGACAAAAUUUAUACGUUUGUAGCCAACAUCCUGAUCGCAGUCAACCCUUACUAUGACAUCCCAAAGCUUUACUCGCCAGAGACCAUCAAGCAGUACCAGGGCCGGUCUCUGGGCACGCUGCCGCCACACGUGUACGCCAUCGCUGAUAAAGCCUACAGGGACAUGAAGGUCCUGAAGAUGAGCCAGUCCAUCAUCGUCUCAGGGGAGUCUGGAGCCGGGAAGACUGAAAACACCAAGUUUGUGCUCAGAUACUUGACGACCUCGUAUGGAACAGGUCAGGACAUAGACGAGAGGAUAGUGGAAGCGAACCCUUUGCUGGAGGCUUUCGGAAACGCAAAAACCGUCCGGAACAACAACAGCAGUCGCUUUGGGAAGUUUGUGGAAAUCCACUUCAAUGAGAAGAACGCGGUGGUGGGCGGCUUCGUGUCGCACUACCUGCUGGAGAAGUCCAGGAUCUGCAGACAAAGCCCAGAGGAGAGAAACUACCACAUCUUCUACCGACUGUGCGCCGGAGCGCCCGAGGACAUCAGGCAGAAGUUUCACCUCAGCUCCCCGGACACGUUCAGGUACCUGAACAGAGGAUGCACUCGCUUCUUUGCCUCCAAAGACACAGACAAACAGAUCCUGCAGAACCGCAAGAGCCCAGAGCACAUGAAGUCGGGCCCUCUGAAGGACCCGCUGCUGGACGACCACGGCGACUUCAACAGGAUGUGCGUGGCCAUGAAGAAGAUCGGCCUGGACGACACGGAGAAGCUGGACCUGUUCAGGGUGGUGGCCGGCGUGCUGCACCUCGGAAACAUCGACUUCGAGGAGGCUGGAAGCACAUCAGGCGGCUGCGCCAUCAAGAACCAGUCCAGUCAGACUCUGGAGCACUGCGCCGAGCUGCUGGGCCUGGAGGAAGAGGACCUGAGAGUCAGCCUCACCACCAGGGUCAUGCUCACAACAGCAGGGGGCGCCAAAGGAACAGUCAUCAAAGUGCCGCUGAAAGUCGAGCAGGCCAACAACGCCCGGGACGCCCUGGCGAAGGCCGUGUACAGCCGUCUGUUCGACCACGUGGUGACCAGGGUUAACCAGUGCUUCCCCUUCGACUCCUCCGCCAACUUCAUCGGCGUCCUGGACAUCGCUGGUUUUGAGUACUUUGAACACAACAGCUUCGAGCAAUUCUGCAUCAACUACUGUAACGAGAAACUGCAGCAGUUCUUCAAUGAGCGCAUCCUGAAAGAGGAGCAAGAGCUGUACCAGAGGGAGGGGCUCGGAGUCAACGAGGUUCACUAUGUCGACAAUCAGGACUGCAUAAACCUGGUGGAGGCCAAGCUGGUCGGCAUCCUGGACAUCCUGGACGAAGAGAACCGACUACCUCAACCCAGCGACCAGCACUUUACCGACACCGUUCACAACAAACACAAGGACCACUUCCGGCUGACGGUGCCCAGGAAGUCUAAGCUGGCCGUCCACAGGAACGUGAGGGACGAUGAAGGAUUUAUUAUCAGGCACUUUGCAGGAGCCGUGUGCUACGAGACGACCAAGUUUGUGGAGAAGAACAACGAUGCCCUGCACAUGUCUCUGGAGUGUCUGGUCAGCGAGUCCAAGGACCGCUUCGUCCGUGAACUGUUCGAAAACUCCAACAACAGCAAAGACGUCAAGCAGAAGGCGGGAAAACUCAGCUUCAUCAGCGUCGGCAACAAGUUUAAGACCCAGCUGAAUAUUCUUCUGGAAAAGCUCCGCAGCACGGGCUCCAGUUUCAUUCGCUGCAUUAAGCCAAACCUGAAGAUGGUCAGCCACCAGUUUGAAGGAGCUCAGAUUCUCUCCCAGCUGCAGUGCUCCGGUAUGGUGUCAGUGCUGGACCUGAUGCAGGGUGGUUUCCCCUCCAGAGCUCCCUUCCAUGAGCUCUACAACAUGUACCAGAAGUACAUGCCUCCCAAACUCACCCGACUCGACCCGCGCCUCUUCUGCAAGGCUUUAUUCAAAGCCCUGGGACUGAAUGAGAAUGACUACAAGUUCGGUCUGACCAGAGUGUUUUUCCGGCCCGGGAAGUUUGCAGAGUUUGACCAGAUCAUGAAGUCGGACCCAGACCACCUGGCAGAGCUGGUGAAGAAGGUCAACAAGUGGCUCAUCCACAGCCGGUGGAAGAAGGUCCAGUGGUGCGCUCUGUCCGUCAUCAAAUUGAAGAACAAGAUUUUGUACCGGACCGGCGCCUGUAUCAAGAUGCAAAAGACAGUUCGGAUGUGGCUCUGCAGGAAGAAGCACAAGCCCAGGAUCGACGGGUUAGUGAAGGUGCGUAACCUGAAGAAGAGGAUGGGUCGCUUCAACGAGGUGGUGGCCGGGCUGAAGGAGGGCAAACAGGAGAUGAGCAGGCAGAUCCAGGAGCUGGAGGCCGCCAUCGACACCCUGAUGGUCAAAAUCAAGAGCACCAUCAUGAGCCGAAUCGAUAUCGACCACGAGUACCAGGCCCUGGUGACCCGGUCGGAGCAGCUGCUGACGGCAAUGCAGAACAAGAAGAAGGAGGAGGAGGAGAGGGAGCGACUCCGACGCAUCCAGGAGGAGAUGGAGAGGGAGAGGAAGAGGAGGGAGGAGGAUGAGCAGCGCCGCAAGCAGGAGGAGGAGGACAGGCGACUGAAAGCGGAGAUGGAGCUGAAGAGGAAGCAGGAAGAGGAGGAGAGGAAGAGGAGGGAGGAGGAGGAGAGGAGGCUUCAGAUGGAGAUGGAGCUGCAGCUGCAGGCGGAGCGGGAGGAGGAGGCGGCUCGGCAGGCCGUCCUGGAGCAGGAGAGGAGGGACAGGGAGCUGGCGCUGAGGAUCGCCCAGAGCGAGGCUGAGCUCAUCCCAGAGGAGGUUCAGAUCGACUCGGGCCUGCGCAGCAACGGCUCCUCAGUUCCAUCGUCCCCAGAGAGAGCAGCCGCUGCUGGAACCACAAAGCUCAAGAGUUUGACCAUGGAAGAAAUGGCGAAGGAAAUGACUGAACUUCUGGCUCGAGGUCCACAGGUCCAGGCCUCCAAGGCUGCCGCCGGCGCCAAGAAGUAUGAGCUGAGCAAGUGGAAGUACGCUGAGCUGCGGGACGCCAUCAAUACCUCAUGUGACAUCGAGCUUCUGGCCGCCUGCAGGGAGGAGUUUCACCGCCGGCUCAAAGUUUACCACGCCUGGAAGUCAAAGAACAAGAAGAGAAACACUGACACGGAGCAGAGAGCGCCGAAAUCUGUCACCGACUACGAUCAUGCACCUCCUGUGAGAAAAGCAUCUCAGCAGAACCCAGCCCCGCCCAUACCGGCCCGGCAGUACGAGGUGGCGAUGAACCGGCAGCAGCGCUACUUCCGCAUCCCAUUCAUCCGGCCGGGCGACCAGUACAAAGACCCUCAGAACAAGAAGAAGGGCUGGUGGUACGCUCACUUCGACGGGCCCUGGAUCGCCAGGCAGAUGGAGCUGCAUCCCGAUAAACACCCCAUCCUGCUGGUGGCAGGAAAGGACGACAUGGAGAUGUGCGAGCUAAGCCUAGAGGAGACGGGCCUGUCAAGGAAGAGAGGAGCGGAGAUCCUUCCCCGGCAGUUUGAGGAAAUCUGGGAGCGCUGUGGGGGUAUCCAGUAUCUCCGCAGCGCCAUCGAGAGCCGACAGGCCCGACCCACCUAUGCCACGGCCAUGCUGCAGAGCAUGUUUAAGUGACAGAGCCAGGCGCUUCACACCGCAAACAAAGGGACGAAUGCACCAGCUACCUAACACGGAUGGUGUCUGAGCGCUCUGCACCAGGUUCUGACUGUAGGGAAUUCAUGUGAACAGCGAUUUUUCUCAACUGUCUCUUUGUUUUUCUUUUGUCAUUAAGUUUUUGUUCUUGCUGGCUUUCAGUUCCUCGAUAGGGGCGAGGGCAGGGAAGUUUUGCAUUGAACGCUAUGCAGAAAAAUCAUAUUAAAUGAUCACAUCCGGUUGUUUUCCCAAGGAAUUCUGUUCUUCGUAACAUUUCUGCAAGUCUAACUACGAGGCCUUAAUACUACUUUAACAGGGUUUAAUAGCCAGAAGUAGGACUUCUUUUUUUUUGUUCAAAGCUGCCUCCCUAAACAAGUAAACUUUUAAUUCCUCUGUAAUUAUGCAUUCCUUAUUAUUACACUGAAGUUUCACUGGUGUGUCGCUUCCAUCUUAACAGCUAGCUGGUGAUCCCUCUCCAACUCUCCAACUUAAACCCUGCUGUUUACAUUGUCUUCAUGUGGUUCUUACAGGGCAAAAAAAAACUUGCACAAGGAGUUGUGAGCUCUCACCGUGAGGCAGUGCUGCAUGAGUGUCAGAUUAUUCCUCCUGACUGCACUCAUCAUUAAAUCCAAUAUUUGCUAAUACUUUUUUAAUUUUACCUUUUGUCUUUCCAACCGAAUGUAAUUUGAGACCUCGUUGAUUUGUUAAUGUAGUGAUUCCUUCUUUCUUCUCAUUAUGUGUGAUUUAAUGUGUAAAGCUAAUGAGUAAGGUCCAAAAAACAUUUGACUUUGAGACCAAACGUUGCUCUAGACAUGAAGCCCUCGUUGGGUUUUUUUUUUUUUUUGGUCAGAGCAGUAAUUAAGCUCCAUGAUUAGUUUUUGUCUGGGUUUAUCAAGCAAAGAAGAAAAUGUGAAUUGAUUAAUUAUGCAACUGCUGAGAUGCAACUCCAUGUGUUGCUGCUGUUUGAGAGCAGAUCAGUGCUGCAAAAAAUAUCCUCAACAAGUCAUUCAUUGCAUCUUUAGUCUUUAAAUUUGAUCUUUUUACACAAGGAAACAUAAUUUGCCAACGCAGUGAUUCCCAAGGUAGUUUGACAUGUUUUUCAUUGACAUAGUCUAUUAAAUAUUAAAUCUCCAUUUGGCUGUUUGUUUAAUAAAGUCGCCUGAUUCCAGAAGAUGUUAACAAGUUUUAAGAUCUUAUGUCACAUUGGACAUUUUUCUGCUGUGUAAGAAGCUAGUUGGACAUGUCAUUAACUCUGGACAAUGCACUGUAUUCAGCCUUGAACUGGAACAUUCACUGACACUGAAAUAUUUUCUAUACACCAAGUACAGUAUGUGCAGCCAACGGUGAUAUUCCUACCGGAAUGUAAAAGUUUAUUUUUGAAGGAACAAUUUCUACUUCAGUGGCUUGGGGCAUGUGAGAUCGUUAAGAGAAGCAAUAAAUCACGCAAACUAAGCUAAGAGAUAAACCAGGCCUCCUUUGUCGUAUAUAUAAACAAUUUAAAGACAAUCUGCUGUGAUGUCACACCUGUGCUAUUCACCUGAAGCUGCUGAGUUUGAGCUUUCUGUUUCUUUUGAGGUGCAAGAAACAGGUGACUUGUAUUGUCUGAAAGCAUUAAGAUCUGUCCUGUUGCAAAGUAUCUGAUCCCCUUUACAAAAGGCAUUAACACAAAGCAGAGCAACUUCGAAUCAAUAAAUCAAUCCACGAUGCGCUGAAAGUCUGAUACUCCAACUAACACUGACAGCAAACACAGAGGGCUCUGAUGUGGUUUUUUACAUGUCAAGGUUUCAUAUAACAACUGUUUCCACAUAUUGGAAUAACUGUAUUAUAUUUAGCAGGUCCAACUAGAUGUUAAAUGUAGUAAAUGAAACACUGUGAAAGCAUUUGUCAUAUGUAACCUUGCCUUUUAAAAGCCUUUAAAUCUGUCAGUCCAGUCCAGCCUAGAUUCUACACAUCACUGAACCUUUAAAACACCAAAGCCAUGCUUCAUGGAUAUACUUUAACUUUAGGACUGGUUUCACAAAGACAAUUAUCCAUUUGUUAGGUCUCAGCUGAAGUCUAAGACUAAAUUCUCGAUUCUGUAGAUCCACCUGGGUUCCACCAAAUUCGAGUUGUGUUGUUUCUUUCUAUCAGAAAUGCCCACACAAAAGAUAGGUGAAUGAAUCUUAAACACACUGCCAGUCGAGCAGACUCACCACAGUCGUCGCCUCGCCAACAACAGCUGACUCCGAAACAUCAUCACCAGUGCUUUGUCUUUGGUUUCCCCGUCUCCUGCUUCAGUUGAUGCUACCUGUAACAUCAAACACAUGCAGCAUAAAGACUGGAGAAAGAUCAGCUCAGGUUCAGACAUAGUGACAUUUUCAAAGUCUUGAACUGCAUUUUAAAAUUAGAGUUUGGUUUGAAUUGGAUCAUGAGGGGUUGAAUUCCUUGUUAUGGAGCAUAAAUGAAGUUUCGGCAAAUACUGGACCUGAAUAUCUUGUCCAAAACUGUUUGCAUGUUAAUGCCAAGUGUAAAGGGGCCACGUUCUGAGCUUUGCCUGACAAAGACCUCAGUAUUGGUUUUGACGCCAGAGUGACGACCUUGAGAUAUUUCUGAAAAUGUAAAAGAAAAUGUCCUACAUUUGCUACGAUCUGUUUCUCUCCACACAUUACAAUCAUUCCUCGGGAAGCACUGCCUUUGUCCACUGUCAUUUUUCUAACGCUGAUCUCUAACGGAUGAAUAAAUGCAUUCCAUGUUUCACUCA
Lates calcarifer (barramundi perch) is the source of this 7210-nucleotide messenger RNA. It is a transcript of the gene myo6a, whose product is annotated as myosin VIa. Gene Ontology annotation, biological process: vesicle transport along actin filament; endocytosis; inner ear morphogenesis. Gene Ontology annotation, molecular function: microfilament motor activity; ATP binding; actin filament binding. Gene Ontology annotation, cellular component: endocytic vesicle; myosin complex; actin cytoskeleton. The coding region runs from base 553 to 4452 and encodes 1299 amino acids. NCBI's taxonomy places the organism in Eukaryota, Metazoa, Chordata, Actinopteri, Centropomidae. The transcript is spliced from 36 exons. The record is from RefSeq and is a predicted model, not a curated record.